Molecule: messenger RNA, 3429 nt
Organism: Peronospora belbahrii
Lineage: Eukaryota; Oomycota; Peronosporomycetes; Peronosporales; Peronosporaceae
Source: the annotation of a GenBank genome assembly
AUGGAUAUCGAGACAAGAACAUCAAGAUCAGAAGUAGCAGCAACGACACGGAUGCUUUCAUCUGAAUUUAUGAAUGCUCUAGGACUUGGUGAGGUUCAAUUACAAGAAGAAGAAGAAGAAGCACAAUUAUCGGUUCGAGUACGAGGAAAUCGUGUGGAAUUAGCUUCAGUCUCCGAUGAACAAGAGGUGGAUUUCUUAGGACCUGCAGAGAAUAUCAAGACAUUAUUUAAAUUACCAUAUUCCCAGUCAAAAGUAUCCUUAGCUGUUCAUCGUGUUGGAACCACAUUAGUUGUGGAUGGAGAAUUGAAUGAAAAUGAUUUACCUCCUGGAUUUGAAGAUUUACCACAAGAGACAUUACAAUUGAUUCAACCAUCGGAUGAUACGAAGACACACAAGUUAUUGUAUGAAAAAUUCAUUUAUGAAAGUACAGUGAAUCGAUCGUUGCCAGGAUUUGACAAGGAAAGACUCGAGUUGACGAAAGAAAAGAGAGAGGAGAAAAAGACUGGAAAUCGAACGAGCAAGAAAAAAUAUGCCAAGAAGACUAAAAAGAAUAAGAAACAAAAGCACAAGACGGAGGAGGUUCUAGAACCAGUGGUUGGGCAUAAAAUACAGACUCAGAAAUCAAGCGAACAUAGUGAGAUGGUUUCGGCCAUCCAUAAUGAUGACAAUCGGGAGAUGAGCAUACCUGUGCCGUCACCUCUAGUGCCUGGCGGCGAUUCUUCGUUGGCGACCAAUACUGAGUCUCACUCUGGUGAUAACACACAGCAUGAAGUUGGAUCGAGUUCGUCGAAUCGGCCAAAAUCGUGUCCACCCUUUAUUCCGACCGAUAUGAACUGGUUCGCGUCGGCAGGGCAGCGUUCGCCCGCAUAUGGAGACUCACAUACGUUCGAGCGCAUUUUGAAAUGGAAGUUUAAUGAUCUUAAAAUGAUUCUCGGUAGUCAGGUUUUACUGUUCAGCAAUCAGGAACAUCCAGCCGUUUCCCUGAAAUUGCACGAUAUGGACAAGGAAUUGUCUCUCUGCACAGUUCUGGACUACUACUUGGACAACGUCAUUUCAAACAUCCCGGAACUGGCAAUCUGCAUGCACUCAAAGGGAUUCGUGCGUGGUUACAAGCUAGUAGAAACACGACAAAUUCCGUACAUGUCAGACUCUGGCCGACCCCUGUUUGACGUUCAGGAUGUGAGUAUGAAUGCGUCGAUGCUACUCAAGUUUCUUCAGGAAAAUUGUUCAAGACCGAAUGGCACAUACUGGUUGCAUCGAAAAGAAGGUGAGACUUCGUUGCGGCUCUACGAUGUAGACGUGCUGUCCCAAGGAAGCCAACUCAAGUGGAAAUAUAUGAUGGCAAUGUUGUGCUACCGGUUUGCAGCUCGGGCCUCGAGGCUCGCUAACUCAAUAGCGGCAGGAACACCGCACUUGCAGCAACAACUUCAGCAGCGUCAACGAGAAUUAUUACGCACGUGCAUGAGUUUAUUGGGAGAAAUUGCUCAAAAGGGCGGGGUAGCUCACAGCUCUAUUUGCUCGUCAGUUAGUGAGCAGCUUGCCGACACGUAUAUUCGUGAGUGCAACCAAUUCCAUUCUUCCUCCAGUUCAGCAGAUUUGGCAUCAGAAGAUUUGGACCGAGAGGCGGCAAUUGGAUCACUUGAAAAGGCGAAGCAGUAUUUGCUUGCAAGCAUCAUUUUGUUUGAAGAGUGCAUUACGAAAGACUCUGAUCCUGCUUUGACACACAAUGAUGAUAGAACGGAUGGGACAAGUACUAUGGAAGACAAGGGAGAACUAGCGCCUGAAGCCGGAGCGGAAGAGAGCGAGAUGAGCAGUUUUAUGGAUGAAGAGCUAAAUCGACUUCAGUUAAAGUUCAGCUCUGCGUGCGUUGAACUCGGACGCCUAUAUGCUCGUAGCCAGAAGUGGAUUGUCGUGGUGAAAUGUAUUGUUGAGGCUAGUCAAUUUUUAACGCUGAGUUCCAUUCCUGGUGAUGUGCAGCCACAUGAUUUGACUUCGUGCGAGCAAGACGUAGCGUUUGACUCGCUGCUUGACAAGCUGGAUUUUGAUGGUGUUGGAAGGGGAGGAUUUUCUCAAGACAAGAUUACGAUAUGUGCAUCUGGGUCGGAACUCCGUUGUUCCUUGCUGGAUUUGAUUGGCGACAUAGCUGCUCAAACACCCGUCACCGUUUAUGGCGGACUGACCGCUUUGUUUGAAAUCAUUUCGGGUGCCAAACGAGAUCAGCUUUCAAGCGUACGUGAAAAUGCAAGUGAGUGGUCAAAGACAGUCGACGAAGAUGAUAUGUCUUUAGAUGCGAAGACGCUUGCGAGUAGAGAAGAGAAUUUGCUGAUGCUUUCCUUUUUGGCUUAUUUGCACGCAUUAUUGCCGCCGGUGGACUCGGAGCUCUUUUUCAUGAUGAUGAGAAAGCUGGGUAAUGCAAGCAACGAGCUAGGCAAGUAUUUUCUUGCUGUGAAAUGCAACUACAAAGAAGCGUUCAGAUGGUUCGAGCGUGGCUGCAAGAUUUUCAACGACAUUGAAGACGGAGUCAACGUAGCGCUGAUUCGUGCUAAUCUGGCACAUUUGCACAAAAUAUUUGCCCAAGGCAAAUCGGUGGAAGCAAGAGAGGAGCAUUAUCAGACUGCAAUCCAACUUUGUACGGAAGCUUUGCAUCUUUUGAAGCAAAGUAAAGCCGAUGCUGAUUUGAACCGAAAAGUGAAAGGUGAAUUGGCUCUGACAUAUUUGGUAUGGGCAGUGGAUCUGGCGAACAAUAUAUCGUCGCUAGAGGACGCUAAGCGUUGUCCUAUGAGAGUGCGUGAGAAUGAAGUGCUCAAGAUGUUUAAUAAGGCGCUGACACUGUACACAGAGCUGAAUGACUCGAAACAAACUGCGUCUACCCACUACCAGAUUGCUUCGUUCUACAGCCGCAUGAUAUCAAGAACGUUGCGAACGGAGAGACUAAACGCAGAAGCAGAUACGUUUGAUGGAUCAUCAUCGACAGUGACAAGCCGCAUGGAAAUUGCUAGGAGGCAUUACGAAAAGGCUCUCCAUUAUUUUGGCGCUGUGGAAGUUGGCAAGACAUUUGUGCUGAUCCAUCAAGAGCUCGCGGAUCUGCAUCUUCUUGGUGGUCAUUUUGAAGGGAUUGAACAUGCUUUGCUGAUCCUGCUGAGCACGUUUGAAGCCUUCAACGUUGCGUCGUCUAGAGAUUCAAAGCUUGAGCAAGAAGAAAUGACGUCGCUUGCUUGCGACAUUGUGGCAAAGGUGAAGACAGUAUUGCACCAGCUGAUUCGAUUAUGCUCGUUUGGCCAUCUGAGCAGUUUGACUAGUGUCCAUACAAGAAGUAAGAAGCUCGAGAUGUUUAAAAACAUGUACAAGGAGAUGAUCUACAGUGACGGAUACAGCACCGACAGUAAUGUUCCAGUAUUGAACACAUUACGUAGCAUGUAUUCGCUGUAA